Periophthalmus magnuspinnatus is the source of this 925-nucleotide messenger RNA. RefSeq names its product mitochondrial ribosomal protein L47 (gene mrpl47). The transcript has 7 exons. The coding region runs from base 3 to 827 and encodes 274 amino acids. Gene Ontology annotation, biological process: mitochondrial translation. Gene Ontology annotation, cellular component: mitochondrial large ribosomal subunit; mitochondrial ribosome. Lineage: Eukaryota; Metazoa; Chordata; Actinopteri; Gobiiformes; Gobiidae. Gene Ontology annotation, molecular function: structural constituent of ribosome. The record is from RefSeq and is a predicted model, not a curated record.
AAAUGGCGACGUCCUCGGCUGUGGGACGAAUUUUCAGUCUAUGUAGAAAUUUUCAAAAUGUCUUGAAAAUAGCUUCAGCCUCUAAACCACAACAGUCAACUCUUUAUUUUAACAAAUGCUACGUCGGUCUUUACGGGUAUGCUAUUCACACCUCUUUACAUUUAGGCUACGUCGGUCUUUACGGAGGAAUAUCUCCCCUGGCUUCUUCAGUAUCCCUGUCUGCUUGCUCUGAUCUGCACUGUCGGACCCUGCACACAUCCAUCAAUAGGCGAGGACUGGAUGAAUUCUUUGACUUUCCUGAGAAUAGGGGUGAAACUACUGUCAAGUCAGGUGCUCCAUGGACUGCUAAACAGCUAAGGACGAAGAGCAAUGAAGAUUUACACAAACUUUGGUAUGUACUCCUUAAAGAAAAGAACAUGUUGCUGACACUUGAGCAGGAAGCUAAAAGGCAGCGGCUUCAAAUGCCAAGUCCAGAGAGAAUACGAAAGGUUGAAAGAUCCAUGAUAAGACUGGAGACUGUAGUAAAUGAACGAGAGACUGCAGUGCGGCUGCUACAAACAGGACAAGAGAAGGGUAGACCAGGAGCCUGGAGGAAGAACAAAUUUGGAUACAUCUAUUGGUAUCGUUUCAAAGAAUAUGCUAUCCCAUGGUACAUGAAUAGGCGUUACAAGAGGAAGCAGUUUUACACUCCGAAAUUUGUUGAGCCCCAUAUAAGGUUACGUAUAGAGAAGAACAUGCGAGAGCGAGCUAGGAAGAAAACAUUACAGAAAGAAACUCUUGAAAAACUCAAAGAGAAGUUUCCCCAAAUGAAGGUCUCUGCAUCCUGAAAAGUGUAACCUUUCAAGAAACACAUCUCUACAACUAACACUGUACAUUUUUGAAAGUUGUUAAUGUUUAUAAACCAUGCUAAAUAAUAAAGUUACUU